Chinchilla lanigera (long-tailed chinchilla) is the source of this 1568-nucleotide messenger RNA. It is a transcript of the gene Cdx1, whose product is annotated as caudal type homeobox 1. Gene Ontology annotation, biological process: animal organ morphogenesis; regulation of transcription by RNA polymerase II; embryo development. Gene Ontology annotation, cellular component: nucleus. The record is from RefSeq and is a predicted model, not a curated record. The transcript is spliced from 3 exons. NCBI's taxonomy places the organism in Eukaryota, Metazoa, Chordata, Mammalia, Rodentia, Chinchillidae. Bases 1 to 810 code for a protein of 269 amino acids. Gene Ontology annotation, molecular function: RNA polymerase II transcription regulatory region sequence-specific DNA binding; DNA-binding transcription factor activity, RNA polymerase II-specific.
AUGUACGUGGGCUAUGUGCUGGACAAGGACUCGCCGGUGUACCCCAGCCCCGCCAGGCCCUCGAGUCUCGGCCUGGGCCCACAAGCCUAUGGCCCCCCGGCCCCGGCCCCUGCGCCCCCGCAAUACCCCGACUUCGCCAGCUACACACACGUGGAGCCGGGCCCCGCGCCCCCUGCGGCCUGGAGCGCGCCCUUCCCCGCGCCCAAGGACGACUGGGCCGCCUAUGGCCCUGGGCCCGCGGCCCCGGCCGCCAGCCCAGCUCCGCUGGCAUUCGGACCCCCUCCGGACUUUAGCCCGGUGCCCGCGCCCCCAGGACCGGGCCCCGGCCUCCUGGCGCAGCCCCUCGGCGGCCUGGGCGCCCCGUCCUCGCCAGGAGCGCAGAGGCGGACGCCCUACGAGUGGAUGCGGCGCAGCGUGACAGCCGAAGGAGGCGGUGGCAGCGGUAAGACUCGGACCAAGGACAAAUACCGAGUGGUCUACACAGACCACCAGCGCCUGGAGCUGGAGAAGGAGUUCCACUAUAGCCGCUACAUCACCAUCCGACGGAAAUCAGAGCUGGCUGCCAACCUGGGGCUCACUGAACGACAGGUAAAGAUCUGGUUCCAAAACCGUCGAGCCAAGGAGCGCAAAGUGAACAAGAAGAAGCAACAGCAGCAGCAGCAAGCACCCCCGCAGCUACCACCGGCACUGGACACCCUGGAUGGCACCCCCACCUCAGCCGGGCCACCCCUGGGGGUCCUGGGCCCCAGCACUGCUGGCCUCCUGGGUGCUUCCUCCCCAAUGCCUGUCAAGGAGGAGUUUCUGUCCUAGUCCCUCCCAGUCAUGUGGCUCGGAGGACCUGGGCAUGCAGGUGCCGGGACAGAGCUUCUGAUGGGGUUCAUGACAUAAGGCCUGGUCUUAGCUCCAGCCGUGCCUCUGUCACCAUGGCCAAGGAUGAGUCACUCACCCACUCCCUGCAUCCCCUUACCCCUGUGAAUGGAGAGCCUUUUGGCCGAAGACCUCUUCAGGCUCCUAUGUUCUAGGCCCCAGGGGGAUAAGGGAGCCUAAGGUGGGAGUCUCAAUCUCAGGGGACAUUGCAAGCCCCAGAGGGUUGAGUAAAGGCCCAGGACAAGGCCCAUGGCCCAGAGGCUCAAGGGGUGAGGCGGGAGGUGCUGUAAAGAGCAGGUAGAACCUGGAGAAAGGGGACACGGCUGAGUGAAGCUGGGAUACUUGCAGGUGUGUCCACUCCCACCUGCCCCUUCCUGCAGCCCCACCUCCACCUGCGCAUCAUAGCUUGCCCACCCUCCCCAGCCUGGGUGCUGAUAUAAAGCCACCCAGAGGCGAGGCUCUGAUGAGUGUUCUCUGACUUGCAGAACCCUGUCCACUUGCUAGCACUGGCAGGAAGGCCUGGCAAUGCAGGGAGGGGGGGAAGGGCAGAGUGCACCCGGAGGGUCCUACCACCCAUCAGGCUGUCCAUCAGGGCCUAGGCCCCAGGGAACCCCAGAGACUGUCUCUGCACCAAGCAGAGCUUGCAGCCGGACAGAUGUUUAAUACAGUGAAUCUCUUGGAUGCAGCUUCAAGAAUAAAUU